CCGACGCUUGCGCUGUACUGCUCUUUCUGUGAAAGCACAGUUCUUUCAGUCAUAAACUUUUGCUUUGUAAUAUUGUGUAUUUUCAAAGCAAUUUGUUAAAAUAUCUCUAUCUUGUGUGAAAUACGUUUUAAACCUCAGAUAUUAGAGUUAAUCAAACAGAAUUAAUCAUUAAUAGCAAUUUCCUGAAAGAAAUAUUAGAAUAGUUUUAUUUGUAUCGCUGCUUCAUGUUCCAUCAUGAGUGACUAUUCAGCGGUUGCUCCGCCUCAGAAUUUUAGUCAAAGCUCAGCAUUUGCGGCAGCUUUGCAACGUGCAAAACAAAUAGCUGCAAAGAUUAAUCCAGCUGGUGCUCAAAAUAAUCAAGAUACAAAGUUGAAACGUCCCCUUGAAGAUGGAUCAGAACCUGAAGCAAAAAAAAUGGCAUCACUGGUAUCAGACCCAUUAAUGGGACUUCGAGGCCCAGCAGGAAGUAAUGCAUUAGGGGAGUCAAUUAAUCCAACAGGACGAACAGGACAAGCAGGAUCUUCAGGAGGACCAAUUGGAAAUGUAGGAGGUAUUUGUAAUGAAGAUAUCAGAGUUCCAGAUAACAUGGUUGGACUGAUAAUUGGCAGAGGUGGAGAACAAAUAACAAGAUUGCAGAGUGAAACAGGAUGUAAAAUACAAAUGGCACCAGAAAGUGGUGGGCUACCUGAACGUCUUUGCACAUUAACUGGCUCACGAGAAGCUGUCAAUCGCGCAAAAGAGUUGGUAUUAUCAAUAGUAAAUCAAAGAAGUAGAACUGAAGGAAUUGGUGAUAUGGGUGGAAGCAGUGGAGGAUUAAUGAGUCAUUCAGGAUUUGUUGAAAUAAUGAUUCCUGGGCCAAAAGUUGGUUUAAUUAUUGGAAAAGGCGGAGAAACGAUAAAACAACUUCAAGAAAAAUCUGGAGCUAAGAUGGUUGUUAUUCAAGAAGGUCCUUCUCAAGAACAAGAAAAACCAUUAAGGAUAACUGGUGAUCCACAAAAGGUAGAAUAUGCUAAACAACUAGUAUAUGAAUUAAUAGCUGAAAAGGAAAUGCAGAUGUUUCAUAGAGGUGCAAGAGGAAAUGAUAGGAGUGGAAAUUAUUCAAAUGAUAGUAGUUUUAACCAUGGUUCUGGAACCACUGAUGGAGUGGAAGUACUUGUUCCAAGAGCAGCAGUAGGUGUUGUUAUUGGUAAAGGAGGAGAUAUGAUUAAAAAAAUACAGGCAGAGACUGGUGCAAGAGUUCAAUUUCAACAGGGACGGGAGGACGGCCCUGGGGACAGAAAAUGCAUAGUGUCUGGCAAACAUCAAGCUGUAGAACAAGUGCGUCAACGCAUUCAGGAACUUAUUGAUAGUGUAAUGAGAAGAGAUGAUGGUAGAAGUAAUAUAGGAGCAAGAAGUGGCCCAAGAGGCAAUGGAUUUGGCAAUAAUCGUAAUCCGAAUGAAUAUGGCGGAUGGGAUAGACGUCAAGGAGGACCUAUGCAAGAUAAAAUAGAAACAAUGUUCACUGUUCCAUCUUCGAAAUGUGGUAUUAUUAUAGGAAAAGGUGGUGAAACCAUUAAACAAAUAAAUCAGCAGACUGGAGCACAUUGUGAACUAGAUAGAAGAAAUCAAAGUAAUGAAAAUGAAAAAAUUUUCAUAAUUCGUGGAAACCCUGAACAAGUGGAGCAUGCAAAAAGAAUAUUUAGCGAAAAGUUAGGCAUGGCUCCAGCUAAUACGUCAUUUACUGGUACACAAGGAGCAAUUGGAUAUAAUCCAACUUGGAAUGCUGGAACAGCUUACCAAGCCUGGCCAAACCAACCUCAAACUACUGAUACAAGUACAGCAAGUCAAGCUCCGGUUCAAGUAAAUCCACAAACAGGACAACCAGAUUAUAGUGCACAAUGGGCAGAAUAUUAUCGAUCAUUAGGUAUGCAUAGAGAAGCAGAUAUGAUUGAACAACAAGCAAAACAAGGAAAACAAGAUCAUAAUCAACAGUCAGGAAAUACACAAAACCAAACUAAUACAUCAACAGCUAAUACUGCUGGUCCAGCACAACAACAGCAACCACAAACACAACAGCAACAGCAACAACAACAAACUGGAGCUACACAGAAUGGAGGUCAGGCUGAUUAUAGUGCACAAUGGGCAGAAUAUUAUAGAAGUAUUGGUAAAAUAAAAGAAGCAGAAGCUAUAGAAGCUCAAAUGAAAGCAGGGAAGUUGGGAAUGCAAAACAAUCAAAUGGCUCAAAAUAUGCAACAAAGUAUGCAAGGUCAAUCUGGUCCAGCGAGUGGGACUCCUAAUGCAUUUCCACAAGCUUACGGCAGUUAUCCAACAAUAAACGCUAGUUCAACUCCAACGGGUUAUUAUGCAGCGGGAGCUGGAGCUACCACACAGCCACAAACUGGUCAACAGAAUCCGUCUUUUCCAACGGGCUAUCAAAACUAUCCUUACUCACAAACAAAUACAGAAAGUUAAACUUCCAUCAGGAAAAAUAUUAGCUAUUUUUGGAGCAGCCAAUUGUAGGAAUGUUUACCUGUUCUACGAUAAAUUUCAUCAGGGGAUCUACUAUUUUAAGACUUUCAUUCAGCAUUCUGUGUGUUUAUAUUCAAAGGAAUCAGGACCUGCUAAACCAGAGAAUAAUGGAUGGCAUAUCAAAUUACAUACAUUAUUUGUUAUAUAUAACUUAUAGAAUAUGUCUUAUAUAUUAUUUACUAAUUUUCACAAAUAUAUUAAUUAUAAUAGACAAUUCUACUAGUCAUAUGUAAAACUAAGUUUCAAAUCAUGUAAAUUUUAUCAAAAUUGAAUUUAUAAAUUUUUGUCAUCUACAAUAUUCAGAUAUUUUUUCUACGUAUUUAUAUUAUGUUAAGCAUACUUGUAAACAUGACUGGCAUUUUUUUUUUUUUUUUUUUUUUUUUUGUUAUAUAUUUAUUGUUUCUUCAUAUAUGAUAUUUUAUUUCCAAAAACAAACUAAUUGUAUAACUGAAUUUCAAAUGAGUAAUGUAAGAAUGUUAUGUGUAUACUUAUUGUUUCAUUUUUUACUUAUAAAUUGCAUAAAAAUUUUGAUACGUAGUAUUGGAUGUGUACUAGAUACAAUUUCAAACAGAACUUGUUAUUUACAUUUUUUUAAUGUUGUGAUUUACGCUUGCAAUGAUAAAAGAAAGUAUUCAAUUUUAUUAAAAAGUAAAUGACAAUUAUUAUUAUAUAUGUAUUGAUACACAUAUACAUAAUAAAAUUAUUUUUUUUACCCAUACAUAUUUUUAUGUAUUUUAUAAAUACAUUAUUUUCUUGUACGUAUCAAACAUAUUUAAUUUUUCAGGAUCAAAACUUUAUUUGUUUUGUAUGCUUGUAUUUGUUGGUAAUAUUAUAUUAUACUUAAAUAUAGCUUAUUUGUAUGAUUGAAUAUCUAUAUGUACAAAUAUAUUUAAACAUAGCCCAAAAAAGCAUGAUGGAAAGAAAACUUUGUAUAAAUGUACUCUUAUUAAAUUACAAUCUCUACAUCUAGGUAGUGUAAAUAUAAUAAUGACCAAAG
Messenger RNA from Bombus terrestris (buff-tailed bumblebee), 3505 nucleotides. It is a transcript of the gene Psi, whose product is annotated as far upstream element-binding protein 3. Gene Ontology annotation, molecular function: mRNA binding. Gene Ontology annotation, cellular component: nucleus; cytoplasm. Bases 235 to 2451 code for a protein of 738 amino acids. NCBI's taxonomy places the organism in Eukaryota, Metazoa, Arthropoda, Insecta, Hymenoptera, Apidae. Gene Ontology annotation, biological process: regulation of DNA-templated transcription. The record is from RefSeq and is a predicted model, not a curated record. The transcript is spliced from 14 exons.